GCGCGACAUGUUCGCCUUUUAGAGCUGAAAAAAUCGGAACGGAUCGAGAGAGCGAGGGUACGUUAGUACGUGGCUACGGAGUAAGAGCCAAAACCCUCAGGCCGUUUUACUUUUACCCGGAUCCCUGCUGCCCUCGCCGCCGCCGCUCUGCCGCCGGCAUGGCUGCUCGUGCUCUGCCUGAGUCGGUCCACCACACCGCCUGCGAUGAGCUCCAGAAGGACGAUCGGAAGGAAGAGAAGGGAAAGCGGAAGCGGGAGCGGGAAGAGGACAUUGGGAUGGAGGCAACGGGGAAGGAGAAGAUGGAGGGGAUGGGGAAGAAGAAGGAGAAGAAUGGGGAAGAAAAGCUGAAGAAGGGCAAGGGAGGCGGGAUUCUGACCAACAGGCUUUUCUCAGAGCUCUGCAUCUCGGAGCUCACUGCCAAGGCCAUCAGAGAGAUGAACUACACCCACCUCACCAAGAUUCAAGCUAGAUCAAUACCGCAUCUGAUGGAAGGAAGUGAUGUGAUGGGUUCAGCAAAGACUGGCUCAGGGAAGACCCUUGCUUUCCUUAUACCAGCCAUUGAGCUGCUCCACAGAUCGCACUUCUUGCCGAGGAACGGAACUGGAGUUGUGGUGGUUUGCCCAACGAGGGAGCUUGCUAUCCAGACACACAAUGUUGCCAAGGAAUUAAUGAAGUAUCACUCGCAAACUCUUGGAUAUGUAAUUGGUGGCACUAAUAUGAGAAGUGAGGCUAACCAGCUCGCAGAAGGGAUCAAUGUCUUAGUUGCCACACCGGGCAUGCUUCUGGACCAUCUGCGAAGUACCAGCAGUUUCAAAUACAAAGAGCUAAAGUGCCUUAUAAUUGAUGAAGCUGAUCGGAUACUUGAGCAAAAUUUCGAGGAGGAUAUGAAACAAAUAUUUAAACGCCUCCCUCGGGAUAGACAAACUGUUCUUUUUUCUGCUACACAGACUCAAAAGGUUCAAGAUUUUGCGAAUUUUACAUUUGGGAAAAAUGAAGAAAGACAACGGAAACUUGUUUAUGUUGGAGUUGAUGAUUCUGAAUUAAAGCCUACUGUUGAGGGCUUGCAGCAGGCCUACUGUGUCAUUCCAAGCGAGAAAAGGUUUCUUGUUCUCUACACUUUCCUAAGAUUGAAAGUUCACAAGGAGCAGAUGGUGGAGGUCCUAAGAGGGGAAGUGGGUGAGGAGCAGAAGGUGAAGAUCAUGGUGUUCUUUUCAUCAUGUAGCUCAGUCAAAUUCCAUGCAGAACUUCUAAAUUUCCUCGGGAUAGAGUGUUACGAGAUCCAUGGGCAACUGAAGCAGCAGAAACGAACUAGUACAUUCUUCCGAUUCCUGAAGGAAGAAAAGGGAAUCUUAUUAUGCCCUAAUGUGGCAGCACGUGGGCUUGAUAUUCCUGAUGUGGACUAUUUGUGCAAUAUGAUCCUCCAGAUGACCCAAAGAGUUGGUCGUACUGCCCGAGGUGAUAAAGGCAAAGGAAAGGCAUUACUGUUCUUACUACCGGAAGAACUAAAGUUGCUCAUACACCUGCAGGCAGCCAAUAUUUGCCUUACUGAAUAUGUGUUCAGGGAAAAGCAUGUGCCAAAAUCGCUAUCACAACUUGAGAAUAUUGUUACUGGGAAUUACUUUCUAAACAAGUCUGCAAAGGAAGCCUACAGGUCCUACCUUCUGGCAUACAACUCACACUCUAUGAAAGACAUUUUUGAUAUCCAUCAACUUGAUCUCAAGAAAGUGGCGGCAUCAUUCUGUUUUAAGGAGCCUCCUAAAGUGAAUUUGAACCUGGAGAGCAGUGCGUCAAAACAUCGAAAGAUGAGGAAAGUGUACGGUGGACAGAGCCAUGGAAUUGGCCCUUCAAACCCCUAUGGAAGGAGAGGCGGAUAUGGUCGCAGCAAAUUUGCAAGAUUCUAAAAGGACAUCAUCUGGGAAAUCAGAUGCUGGAAGCCCCCAUCUUUUAUUUUUUUAUGCUAUAGAUCUCUAAACAUUACUUUUAGGCAGUGUUUGGUUCUCUCUGUAAUGGUAGCAGAAAGUCACGGUAAUGCAAUCCGACAGGGCGAAUACAGGAUUUGUUUCAGAGGACCCGUAUCAGUAUUUUUCUAAGACCAAAGACAGCUCGUCAUAUGUUCUCUGAAUUUUUGUGGCGCCCAAUAAUUCAUCCUGCUGCCUUGUUCA
This is a messenger RNA of Sorghum bicolor (sorghum), 2162 nucleotides long. Its product is annotated as putative DEAD-box ATP-dependent RNA helicase 51. Gene Ontology annotation, molecular function: nucleic acid binding; RNA helicase activity; ATP binding. Gene Ontology annotation, cellular component: nucleolus. Gene Ontology annotation, biological process: maturation of LSU-rRNA from tricistronic rRNA transcript (SSU-rRNA, 5.8S rRNA, LSU-rRNA). The record is from RefSeq and is a predicted model, not a curated record. Bases 159 to 1901 code for a protein of 580 amino acids. Lineage: Eukaryota; Viridiplantae; Streptophyta; Magnoliopsida; Poales; Poaceae. The transcript is spliced from 12 exons.